This is a messenger RNA of Anopheles aquasalis, 5491 nucleotides long. Its product is annotated as zinc finger protein 91-like. Lineage: Eukaryota; Metazoa; Arthropoda; Insecta; Diptera; Culicidae. Gene Ontology annotation, cellular component: nucleus. The record is from RefSeq and is a predicted model, not a curated record. Gene Ontology annotation, molecular function: zinc ion binding; DNA-binding transcription factor activity.
AAUCCAGGUGACGCAUCGCAGAGUUCUCGGAAUUUUUCACCGGGCUUAUUUGUAAACAAACACUCGUCGGGCAGAACUUAACAAAAAACCGGAGAACACUAGAAGCGCUCGUUCUUUAAGGAGCGAAUAAAUGGAAGAGUAGCGAUUCGAAAUGGAAGAGUUUUUAGAAAAGUGCCGCUUGUGUCUGGAACACGGUGAAGGGGUUUCCCGUGUGGAAGAGCUACCGCCUGUGUUCACCUUCCAGCUCGAUCCCGACUGUUCGCUUCCGGUGAAUGUUUGCCGGGAGUGCUUCAGCCAGGUUGAAGAUUACUACAGCUUCUCCAGUGCGGUGUUACGGAACCAGGAAACAUUACGGGCCUUACACGAACAGCUAAAAACGGAAUUCGUAAUCGUGGAAGAGAUUAAAGUGGAGCCGCCCUACGAAACGGAUGCUAUCGGUGCAGUUUCCGCAUUAGAGACAGAGGAAAAUGAGCUUCAUAUGAAUCCAGAUACCGAAAGUCAUGAGUUAGCGACUCAGGAAUUGCAUUGCGACACCACGGUCGUCAUCAAUAUAGCAAACGAUGUAGAAACAGAAGAAAUCGAUCAACUGGUGAUGAAUCAGGAUCUCCAGAAUAGUGAGGAAGAUUACGACGAACCCAACGAAGCGCAGGAAUCCGAUGAGAGCGAGGCCGACACGCCGAACAAAAAGAGUCUCAGAAAAACGCGAGAGAUCAAAAGUGAGGCAGCAAUCAGAAUGCAGGAAGAAAACGAAAUGAUUGCGGAAUAUUUUCAGCUCGAUUGUGAGCUGUGCCCUCACAAAGCGGACACCUUUGUGGCUCUGAAGAAGCACUACCGUGUACGACACAAUCGCAGCGGGUACGUGCGCUGCUGUGAGCGCAAACUGUUCAAACGCUGCGAUCUGCUCGAGCAUCAACAGGUGCACCUUAAUCCUAAUCAGUUUGCCUGCGAUCUGUGCGGUAAGCAGUACCGCUCGAAGGAGUACUUACAACGGCACCACCAGCAGGCUCAUGAUUCCAGUGCGGAACGUAAAUUUAAAUGUACCGAGUGUCACCGGAGCUUUCUGCAUCGAUUUCAGCUCAAUUCGCACCUUGUGCGGCAUGUAAAGGCACCGUGCCCGCAGUGUGACAAAAUACUUUCCAGCAAGGCGGCUCUCGGUAUUCACAUGCAGAAGAUACACAGCACCGAAGGGCGCAUGAUAUGCGAUACGUGUGGUCGCGAAUUUCGUACCAAGUUGUCGUUCACGAAACACGUCCAGCAGCACCAGGGUACGUAUGUGCCGGAACAAUACCGCUGUGAUUACUGUAGCGCACUGUUGGCGAGUAAAGUGAGCCUCAAGAAGCACAUCCUGGUGAAGCACAAAACGACGGAUGAGGAGUACGUCUGCACGAAGUGUAAUAACGGGAAACGCUACCCAAAUAAGCUAGCCUUCGAAAGCCACAAGCGGAAGGUGCACGUCGAGAAGAAGUAUGCGUGUGAUUUCUGUGGGCGUGGGUUUAAGGACGCGAAAAAUCUGCGUGAACAUCGUGCCGUCCACUCCGGUGAGGAUCUGUACCGUUGCGAGCACUGUACGGUUGCUUUCAAGUGGAAAUCCAACAUGUACGCUCACACGAAAAAGCAGCAUCCCGAAGAAUGGGCAGCAGCCAAGCAGAGGGCGGCAACCAUCACAUGUAUUCUCGUUUCCGAGCUGGUAUGCGGUGCAUGCUCGGAUCGUAUUCAUGAUUUCCACGAGUACGCCGUGCAGGUGCGUGCCAACCAAGAGUUGCUCGUUAAAUGCUCCACGGACGAGGCAUCAAUGUUAGAGAUGGUCGAAGAAGAAGCAACAAUUGAGGAACAGAUGCUUGAAAUAGAAACGUGCGCUGAACUAAACGAAAAAACCAAGGAAAGUGUUGAUCCGCUCCAGGGUGAUCACGAUUCUUCCGUAGAGGACAACACGCGCGAACAGGAGGAUGAUCUUAUAUGCACGUACUACGAUAUGAAGUGUGAAAUCUGUUUGGCCGAGCUCGACACAUUCGCCCAACUGCAGCAGCACUACAAAAAGGAACACAGCGAGUGUGGCUAUGUUCGGUGUUGCGAUAAGGUCCUGACAAAACGAUGGCAGGUUCUCGAGCACAUCAGUAUGCACGAAGGAUCGUUGCGGUGCAAUAUGUGUGAGAAAAGCUACAAAUGCAACCGAACGUUGGAGCUGCACAAGCUGAACUGCCACGGUAAGCAGGAGGACAAGCCCUUCAAGUGCGACAAGUGCGAUCAAGCCUACCCGAAGCAGCAUCUGCUUACUGCCCAUCUGCAGCAACACGAGCAGGAGCAAUGUACGGUCUGCCGGAAGACGCUAUCGAACAAUCAGGCACUGAAAGUGCACAUGGCCCAGAUGCAUGGGCGCGAUAAUCAGCAGACUUGCGCUACCUGUAGCAAAACGUUCCGCACCAAGCUCGCGAUGGAGCGCCACAUCAAGGAGCACCGUGGCGAGCCAAGUGUGGAGAAGGUUCAGUGCCACAUCUGCUGCGAAUGGUUCAACGGAAUGAGUAAUGUGCAGAAACACAUCCGUUACACUCAUAUCGAGCAGGGACAGGAGUUUCAGUGUAGCAUCUGUUUGAACAAGUUUCCCAACACUCGUGCCCUGCUCUACCACAAACAGCGGGCGCACGUGGCGGGAAGGUUCGGCUCAACGUUGUUCCAGUUCAAUAUACUCGUCGAUAAUGCUCUGCCGAAUCAAGUUUGCUCCGUAUGCCAAUCGUCUGUGAACUCGUUCUACACCUUUCACCAGGAUGUGGAAGCCAACCAAAUGCUACUGCUGGCUCUGCAGAACGACAAAGAUCCGAUUGCUAACUUCCUUCCCGAAACCAGAGUAGAGGAGUGUGUGGUUGAGAUCCUACGGGAAACGGCACACAAUGAUGAUGAUGAUGAUAAUGACGACGAAGAGGCGAUGGAGGACGAUAGUGCAUCACAGCUGGUAGAAUACGAACAGGAUGUGGAGAUUCACGUCAAUGACAACAGUUUGGAUGAUGAAAGUGGGCAAGAUGGAGCCCUCGCAAGUGGAGACGAUGGAGACGGGGGAGAGCAGUGCGACCUGUGUAAGAAAGUGCUGUCGAGCCAACAAUCGCUAAGGGUACACAUGGCACAGAUGCACAGCGACGAUAACCAGCAGAUUUGCGCUACCUGUGGUAAAACGUUCCGCACCAAACAGGCCAUGGAGCGGCACAUCAAGGAGCAUAGGGGGGAGGAGCUGGUAGACCGGAUGCAAUGCGAGUAUUGCAAGAAGUGGUUCAAUGGGAAGUACAAUCUGCGGAAGCACAUCCGUUUCAUUCACAGCGAGGAUGGACAGGUGUUCCGGUGCGAUAUCUGCCAGCACGAAAGCCCCAAUAGCCGUGCGCUGCAGAAUCACAAACAGCGCAUACACGUGGAGGAGAAGUUCCAGUGUACGUACUGUGGCAAACGGUUCAAGCGGAAGCCCAGCCUACGCGAACACAUGGCCUCUCACACCGGCAAGCCACUCUAUUCGUGCGAAGUCUGUGGCAUCACCUUCAACUCGAAAGCCAACCGUUUUAGCCAUCGCAAAAAUAAGCACCCAGUCGAAUGGGAAGCUAACAAGCGGUUAAAGGAACAGAGACAAUUAAUUCGUGCUCGCUAUAACAAAAUGAAGGAAAAUUGCCGCCUUUGCUUAGCUAAGUUGGAAAUUACAUCAGUGACUAGGUCAAUUGCGGACGAUGAGUUUCGAGAACAGCUAGAUAAAGUGUUCCAAUUUACGAUUUUCACAGAUGAAACGCAUCCCGGACAGGCUUGCCAGCCGUGCCACUCGUUGGUGUCGCAGUUCUACCAGUUUACCCUACAGGUUGAGGAAAACCAGCAGCAAUUAUGCGCACAACACUUAUACAGCAAAGAAGAGGAUGUGAAAGUGGAUCUGGAUACCGAGAACCACUUAUUCUAUCAUGUGGACGUGGAUGCUCUACCACCAGCGUCCGUGAAACAGGAGCUUACAGAGCACAGUGGAGACACCGAUGGAGAUAUCUGCGAUGAUGAUAUGGGCAAUGAUGACAAGAAUGACUCCGAUUAUCUACCCAAAACAGACGAACCCCAUAUUCCGGACGGACCGGAUGAUGUUGAGGAUGAUGCUGUUCCCGAUGCCUCCGCGGCUAGUGGCAGGAAAACAAAGAAAAUGAAGCUCAGGAAACGGCAUCCUCGCAUGGCAAAAGCUGAUAAACCUAUCCCACAGCCGGAAGUUGAAAAAGAAGUGGACCCGGAAACGGAGAAAGAGGACACGGAGGAGCAGUCGAAGCAGCUUGAGGAUGAUCAGCGCAUAAAGGAGUUUUACAAUUUGGAUUGUGAAUUAUGUUCAGCGAAGCUGGAGAACCUAGCCAUUCUACAGUCACACUAUCGACGGAAGCAUGAAAUCAAAGGCUACAUUCGGUGCUGCGAUAAACUGUUUUAUCGUCGGUUCCAGCUGCUCGAUCAUAUGGCCGCUCACCAGGGAACGAUAAGGUGUAAAAUCUGUAACAAGAGCUACAAAAGCAGCCGUUAUUUGGCGCUGCACAUGAUGAAAAGCCACAGCAAGGAGGAAGAUCGUCCGUUCAAGUGUACCAAGUGUCGCCAGUCGUUUCACAAAGAGCAUCUUCUGAAAGCGCACCAGGCGAAUCAUUUGUCCGAAAAGUGUCCGAUCUGCGAAAAAGUGGUCUCGUCCAAGUACGCACUGAAGACACAUGUAGCCCACAUGCACGGCAACGAUGGAAACCAUAUUUGUGACGUGUGUGGUAAAGAGUUCCGCACGAAGCAGGCCAUGGAGCGGCAUAUCAACGAGCAUCUGGGGCUGGAAGUGGUGCAGAAGGUACAGUGUCACGAAUGUAACCGCUGGUUCCAUGGCAAGUACAAUCUCCGGAAGCACAUCCGCUUCAUGCACAUCGAAGAGGGGCAGGUGUUUCGGUGCGAGAUCUGCCAACACGAGAGCCCGAACAGUCGGGCGCUCUUGGAUCACAAGAAGCGCGUACACGUGGACGAAAAGUUCGAGUGUGAAUUCUGCGGCAAGCGGUUCAAGCGGAAGCUGUAUCUGCGUGAGCACAUCGCAUCGCACACCGGUAAACCGCUGUACUCUUGCGAGGUUUGCGGGGCUACUUUCAAUUCCAAUGCAAACUGUUAUAACCACCGUAAAAUCAGGCAUCCUGCCGAAUGGGAAGCUCGCAAGCAGGCAUUCCUGGCAGCCCAGCUCAAAAGCCCAACCACUGAACCCAAGAAGGACCCCUAAACCCUGGAAUAGGUACAAUGAGAAGUGAACGUAUAUAGUUUACAUAAUAGUUUUAUGUAUCUAGAGUUUUGAUUUCAAAACUAAAUUCAUAGCACCUUACGAACAGUACGGUGAAUAGUGUAAAUUAAUAUUAAAUUUGCUUUCUCUUUUGAAGCAUAAAGAUUUAACGAGGAGACUAUCUUGUACUCUCGAAUGCGCUAGGGUUAUUUUUAUUAUUCCUGUAACAAAAACGCAUUUUAAUAAAAAACUGGUAAAAUACAA